GGGAUUGGAGCAAAACCGCCCAGCAGCUCCCUGGAGCCCCUGGAGAAAUGCUCUCCUCCACCAUGCAGAGCCUGGAGCUGCGGGAGCAGGACCUGACCGAGAUGGGCUCCCUGAUCCAGUCCCGUGUGGUGCUGGAGGUUUCCACCCAGGUCCAAACCCUGCUGGAUUCACUGGACUCUGCCACCCUGGACAUCGCCGUGAUGGGCGAAUCUGGUGCUGGCAAAUCCACCUUGGUCAAUGCCCUCCGUGGCCUGAGCGACUCGGACCCCCGUGCCGCCCCCACCGGCGUCGUGGAGACCACUGCCGAGCCCACGCCCUACCCCCACCCCAGCCUCCCCAGCGUCCGGCUCUGGGAUCUCCCCGGCACCGGCACCACCACCUUCCGGGCCGAGCGGUACCUGGAGCAGGUGGGGUUGAUGCGCUUCGAUUUCUUCCUUUUGGUGGCUUCGGAGCGGUUUCGGGAGAGCCACGCCCAGCUGGCCCAGGCCCUGGCCGCUGCGGGCAGGCGCUUCUACUUUAUCCGCGCCAAGGUGGAUCAGGACCUGCGGGCGUCCCGCCGGCGCCGGCCAGGCCGCUUCCAGGAGAGCCAGGUGCUGGGCGAGAUCCGCGCAGACUGCGCCCGCCAGCUGGAGAAGGAAGGCGUGGCUGCUCCACGAGUUUUUCUGCUCUCUGCCUUCCAGCUGCAUCGCUUCGACUUCCCGCGGCUGCAGGCCACGCUGGCGGAGGAGCUGGCUGGGCACAAGCGCCACGCGCUGCUCCUGGCCCUGCCGGCCCUGACGGCUGAGGCUGUGGGGCGCCGGAAGGAGACGCUGCGGUGCCACGUCUGGAAGAAGGCCCUGCUGGCAUCCUUGGUCUCGGCGCUGCCGGGGCUCCCGCUGCAGCUCAACGUGCCCAUGCUGGUGGAGACGCUGGGUUCCUACCGCCGCAGCUUCGGCCUGGAUGAGGAGUCCCUGGGGGUGCUGGCCCAGGCGGGUGCCGGCUCCCCGCAGUGGCUGCGGGCCCAGGUGCGCUCGACACUGGCCCGGGAUCUCUCCACGGAGGCCGUGCGGGACGUGCUGAGCCAGGCCACGCUCUGUGGGCAGGCGGCCGCCUGCCUGGCCCGCGCCCGCCUUCCGCUGCUGGAGAACCUAGUGGCCGGUGGCAUCUCCUUUGUGGCUGCCUACUUCCUGCUGCACAGCGCCCUGGAGGACUUUGCCAGGGAUGCCCAGCGGGUGCUGGAGGCUGCUUACAGGACGGAGGAGGAGGGGGGUCCUUGUGAUCCCCCUGAUCCCGGGUUCCUCUAUGACUGAGGGAGGGGCCCUGCUGGGUGAGGGGGGCUGCUGGCAGCUUCAUACCUCCCCCAGCCCUCUCCUACUUCUGUCCCUCUCCCCCUCUCUGCUUCCACCUCUGUCCCUUCACUGGGCCCCUCAGGGCCCCCUUAACAGAGCAAUAACCACCCCCAUCCCCACACCAGCUCCGUGGGGGGGCUAGAGCUGGGAGGACUCCCGGUGGGGCCAGAUAACACCAGGACCCCACAGCUCCCUGGAGAGCGAGGUGCAUUGUGGGUGGCCUGGGAGGGACGUGCGACCAUGGUUGGACCUCAGCAGAGCGUUGAGGGAGGAGGUGCCCAGGAGGGGAGCGGGGUGGCCUGCGGGGCAGGAUGAUGGCUGGUGCGGUGGUGGUCUCCUGCGCUGACGGGAUGGGCACCGUGUGCUCCCCGUGGAGACGUGGGGGCCGUGUCUCCUUCCAGCUGUGGUGUGGGAUUGUGCAAACCAAGGCCUGGUCUAUACAUCAAAUGUAGGUCAUCGGAGUCACGUUGCUGGGGGGCGGGAAGGACCUGCUGUGGCUAGGCUGACAUAACCCUGGUCUAGACACCGCUAGGCUGAUGGAAGGAACCUUUCGUUAACGCAGCUACUGUCACUUGGGGAGGUUACGUUCCUAUGGCGAUGGCCAACCUCUUCCAUCGCUGUUGGGCGCGUCUACGCUACAGAGUUAGGCCAGUAUCGCCAUGGUGACCUAGCUACGCCGCUAACACCCCGUAGGGUAACCACGGCCCAGGGCGUAGGGGAUUGCAGGAGGCAGAGGUUGGGGGCGUCUUUCCCAGCGGAGCAGCCUUCUGUCGGAAAAUGGCCUCUUGUUGGAAUCGGAACGAUGUGUGGGAAACGGCCACAAAAAUGUGCAUUGGGGAAAAAUAUUCAAGG
Chelonoidis abingdonii (Abingdon island giant tortoise) is the source of this 2180-nucleotide messenger RNA. Its product is annotated as interferon-inducible GTPase 5-like. The record is from RefSeq and is a predicted model, not a curated record. Gene Ontology annotation, molecular function: GTPase activity; GTP binding. Gene Ontology annotation, cellular component: membrane. Lineage: Eukaryota; Metazoa; Chordata; Testudines; Testudinidae.